CCAUCUGCAUCGACCACCCAAUCCCUCCCUAUAUUUUGCCUCCUCCCUCCUCUCUUUCAGGCCUUCAAAUCUUGCCCCUGUUUGCGCUUCUGCACAUCCCCUCCCCUCCUUCCCUCUCCCCCUAGCCACGGUCUGUUUGUUCUCAACCGAAGAAGAGAAGGAAGGAAGGAAGAAAGGGAGUAUCAAUCAUGGUGAGUACAGCCCGAUCUCUUCCUUUCAGAAUGUUGAUCGAGAAUUGUUCCUUUAAAGGGUCGUUUAUGUUAAUAUUCUACGGGGAUUCCUUGUUGGAAGUCGAAUUCUGCGUCUGGAAUGGCCGUUUGCGACGAAUGCAAACACAAGUUCCAGGACCUUAAAGCGAAGAGGAGUUUCCGCUUCAUUGUGUUCAAGAUCAACGAGAAGGUGCAGCAGGUGGUGGUGGACAAGGUUGGGCAGCCUGGUGAGAGCUAUGAUGAUUUCACAGCCUGCUUACCUGCUGAUGAGUGCCGCUACGCGGUGUUUGAUUUUGACUUCGUCACUGAUGAGAACUGCCAGAAGAGCAAGAUCUUCUUCAUUUCCUGGGCUCCUGACACAUCAAGGGUGAGGAGCAAGAUGCUGUACGCGAGCUCCAAGGACCGCUUCAAGAGGGAACUGGAAGGUAUCCAGGUGGAGCUACAGGCAACUGACCCGAGCGAGAUGAGCAUGGACAUCGUAAAGGCGCGAGCCCUCUGAAAGAAACCCAAGCCCCAGUUACUACGUACACCCACACCCACCAUGGAGCAGAGGACGUUCAUCUGCACCGGCUCCUGUUCUGCAGUUCCUUCCCAUCCAUUUUACCUGUCAUUCUUAUUCCUGGAAGCAAAGUGUUGCGUUCUGUGUGAGACUGUAUGCCGUUUUCAUUCUUCUUCUUUUCCGCCGUGUUUGGUGCCAUAGUCUCUGUUACUGCUGUAAACUAGAACAUAUUUGCAUUUGAUGCCAGGUGUGAAGCCUAAUGUACCUAGGUAAUCACCGAAUUUUCACACACACACACAAAAAAAAUGAUUUUGUCUCAUCAAUAUUUGCCCUUAUGCA
Messenger RNA from Brachypodium distachyon (stiff brome), 1047 nucleotides. Its product is annotated as actin-depolymerizing factor 1. The coding region runs from base 310 to 708 and encodes 132 amino acids. Gene Ontology annotation, molecular function: actin filament binding. Gene Ontology annotation, biological process: actin filament depolymerization. The transcript has 2 exons. The record is from RefSeq and is a predicted model, not a curated record. NCBI's taxonomy places the organism in Eukaryota, Viridiplantae, Streptophyta, Magnoliopsida, Poales, Poaceae. Gene Ontology annotation, cellular component: cytoplasm; actin cytoskeleton.